CUGUCGCCGCCAUUUUGACUGAGGGCAGGCUGCCGCUGAGCUGUCCUUCUUGGCGCGGGUGUGGCUAAAAGCAGCGGGACCGGACCGGAGCUGGGAAGAAGAGCGAGCCUCAGAGAAACUUUAUAAUUCUAUGGCGACUUACUUGGAGUUUAUCCAGCAAAAUGAAGAGCGUGAUGGAGUGCGCUUCAGCUGGAACGUAUGGCCAUCCAGCAGACUGGAGGCCACGAGGAUGGUCGUCCCUUUGGCCUGUCUAUUCACUCCUUUGAAAGAACGAUUAGACCUUCCACCUGUCCAGUAUGAGCCAGUGCUAUGCAGCAGACCAACUUGUAAAACUGUACUCAAUCCACUUUGCCAAGUUGAUUACCGUGCCAAGCUUUGGGCCUGCAACUUCUGCUUUCAGCGAAACCAGUUUCCACCAGCAUAUGCAGGCAUAUCUGAAGUGAAUCAACCAGCAGAACUCAUGCCGCAGUUUUCCACAAUUGAAUAUAUAGUCCAGCGUGGUCCUCAGACACCCCUGGUCUUUCUUUAUGUGGUGGACACGUGUUUGGAAGAGGAGGACUUGCAGGCUUUGAAGGAGUCUCUGCAGAUGUCUCUGAGUUUGCUGCCUCCGGAUGCUCUUGUUGGCUUGAUUACCUUUGGCCGAAUGGUCCAGGUUCAUGAACUCAGCUGUGAGGGAAUCUCCAAAAGUUAUGUUUUCAGAGGUACCAAGGAUCUAACAGCAAAACAAAUACAGGAUAUGUUGGGUCUUUCAAGGCCUACUGCAUCUGUUCAGCAAGGAAGACCUCAUCAGCCACAGGAACAGCCUGUCAUUUCAAGCAGAUUUCUGCAACCUGUUCACAAAAUUGACAUGAACCUGACAGAUCUCUUAGGAGAGCUCCAAAGGGACCCGUGGCCAGUCACACAAGGAAAGAGGCCAUUGCGAUCCACUGGAGUAGCCUUGUCAAUUGCUGUUGGGUUACUGGAGGGAACAUUUCCAAACACUGGGGCCAGAAUAAUGUUGUUUACAGGAGGCCCUCCAACUCAAGGGCCAGGCAUGGUGGUAGGAGAUGAGCUAAAAACUCCAAUCCGUUCCUGGCAUGAUAUAGAAAAGGACAAUGCACGGUUCAUGAAGAAAGCUAUGAAGCACUAUGAGAUGCUAGCUAGUCGCACAGCUGCCAAUGGACACUGCAUUGAUAUCUAUGCCUGCGCUCUUGAUCAGACUGGUCUUCUGGAGAUGAAAUGUUGCACAAAUCUAACUGGGGGCCACAUGGUGAUGGGAGACUCGUUCAAUACCUCUCUCUUCAAGCAGACUUUCCAGAGAGUGUUCAGCAAAGAUCUCAGUGGAGAAUUCCGAAUGGCUUUUGGGUCUACUUUAGAAGUGAAGACUUCUAGAGAGCUGAAGAUUGCUGGAUCUAUUGGACCAUGUGUGUCCCUAAAUGCCAAAGGGCCAUGCGUUUCUGAAAAUGAACUUGGGAUCGGAGGCACAUGCCAAUGGAAAAUUUGCAGUAUUGACCCCACCAUGACUCUUGCUAUUUAUUUUGAAGUAGUAAAUCAGCACAAUGCACCCAUACCCCAAGGCGGCAGAGGAGCUGUCCAGUUUGUUACACAUUAUCAGCAUUCCAAUACACAGAGGCGUGUUCGUGUGACUACAGUAGCUAGAAACUGGGCUGAUGCGCAGAGUCAGCUGCAGCACAUAGAAGCUGCCUUUGACCAAGAAGCAGCAGCUGUCCUGAUGGCCCGGCUGGGUGUCUACAGAGCUGAAUCAGAAGAGGGGCCUGACGUUUUGCGUUGGCUUGAUAGGCAGCUCAUCAGACUUUGUCAGAAGUUUGGACAAUACAACAAGGAUGAUCCAAAUUCAUUCAGACUUUCUGAUUCGUUCUCUCUGUAUCCUCAGUUCAUGUUCCAUUUGCGUCGGUCUCCGUUCCUCCAAGUGUUUAAUAACAGCCCAGAUGAAUCUUCCUAUUAUCGCCAUCACUUUUCCAGGCAGGACUUGACCCAGUCCCUCAUCAUGAUCCAGCCUAUACUCUAUUCUUAUUCCUUCUAUGGACCACCAGAGCCUGUACUGUUGGAUAGCAGCAGCAUUCUUCCAGACAGGAUACUACUGAUGGAUACCUUUUUCCAGAUUGUUAUCUACCUUGGUGAGACUAUUGCUCAGUGGCGUAAAGCUGGUUAUCAAGAUAUGCCUGAAUACGAAAACUUCAAGCACCUGCUGCAGGCCCCAUUGGAUGAUGCUCAAGAAAUCCUGCAGACAAGAUUCCCAAUGCCACGUUACGUGAACACAGAGCAUGGGAGCAGUCAGGCACGGUUUCUCUUGUCUAAAGUGAAUCCAUCUCAGACUCAUAACAAUCUCUAUGCAUGGGGACAAGAGUCCGGUGCCCCAAUUCUAACAGACGACGUUAGUCUACAGGUAUUCAUGGACCAUCUGAAGAAGCUGGCUGUUUCAAGCGCAUCAUAAUUUUUACCUGAUAAGGAAACCUCAACAAAAAUAAUGAACUAAAAUCAUGCUACUGAUGACCCAGUCUGCCAAGAACUAAUAACAUUCCUUCACCUCCUUUAAAUCAUUUUUAGUGAUUCUACAUAACAAACAAAUGCAUUAGGGAAGUUUUGUAUUUUAGAUUUAACUUAUUGAUAUUCUUUCUCUGUAUGUUCUGCUAGUUCUACUUUUUCACUCAUGUAAUUAUUCCAUGAUGAUUUUUUGUCUAAUGUAAUUAAUUUUUCUGCACUUGGACUUAAGUAAAAUAAAACUGGAGGCAGGUGUUGGGCUGAA
Molecule: messenger RNA, 2746 nt
Organism: Anolis sagrei ordinatus
Lineage: Eukaryota; Metazoa; Chordata; Lepidosauria; Squamata; Anolidae
Gene: SEC23B
Product: SEC23 homolog B, COPII coat complex component
Biological process (GO): COPII-coated vesicle budding; endoplasmic reticulum to Golgi vesicle-mediated transport; intracellular protein transport
Cellular component (GO): COPII vesicle coat; endoplasmic reticulum exit site
Molecular function (GO): zinc ion binding; GTPase activator activity
Source: RefSeq, a predicted model, not a curated record